This is a messenger RNA of Pseudozyma hubeiensis SY62, 3387 nucleotides long. Its product is annotated as likely protein kinase. Lineage: Eukaryota; Fungi; Basidiomycota; Ustilaginomycetes; Ustilaginales; Ustilaginaceae. Gene Ontology annotation, biological process: protein phosphorylation. Gene Ontology annotation, molecular function: protein kinase activity; ATP binding. The record is from RefSeq and is a predicted model, not a curated record. Bases 1 to 3387 code for a protein of 1128 amino acids. Gene Ontology annotation, cellular component: endoplasmic reticulum. The transcript has 4 exons.
AUGGUUCGCAUCGCAGGCGCAUCUCUUGUAUCGUUGACGUUGGCAGCAGCAACCGUGGCAGUCACUGGUGCUUCUGCCAAGACGAGCCUGUAUCUAUCUCCUGCACACAACCUCGCCGCCGCACCUAUCGGCAUUAACGCGGAAGAAGCGAAUCGCAUCCUAUCUCACCACAUCAGCAUCGGCGAUGCUUUGGGCGAGGACAACUCGGACAUGUGGGCGCACGUGCUGCACAGCAACAAGGCGGGCGACGUACAGGUCGAUCAAAAAGGCAUGGUCGAGCGCCUCUUUGACGGUCAUCGGGACGAGCAGAACCGCUUGCUGGUGUUGAUGCAUGGAUCUGCACACGAUGAUGUGGUUCCCAACGGUGUUCACGCCACGCACAGUAUCGAGGCCGCACCCAGCUCCUACUCUUUCGAUGCUCUGUUUGACAGCUACAUGACCAGCGCAUCGCAAGCACUCAAGGCAUCCGAUUCGACGCUCUCGCACCUCACCGGGAGCUUCCUGGACGGCUUUGGCGCCAGCAUCGAGUGGCUCACUACCAAGACGAACGACGUUGCAGCAACGUGGUCUCAACAGGCAGCUUCGUUCAAGUCGUCGGCGUUUAACAAGCUCGAGCAGGAGCUGCAGUCGGCCGAAGCAUUGUUGGCCAAGCUGAAGGGGACCUCGUCCGGGGCGGCGGCACAGGACCUUUCACUGCAGCCUCUGCGUUUCUCUGGUCUGCAACAGGUGGAAAGCACUUACGGCGCGGACAGUACCGAGUACGUCAAGGCCAAGGAGAUGGUGCGUGCUGCGGUCGAGCAAGUCACUUCGUUCUUCCAGAGUCGAUCCCAAAAGCAGGGUCGUGCUGCCUCGAUCGCCUUCGUCGUCACGGACAACGUCGAAUUCGACGCAUCGCACCUCUCGAAACGAUCAUCUGAUCUCCUGCGCCCCUUCCAGCGCGCAUCCGCUGCUGCCGUCCGUCCAGACAUGCUGAAGAGCAAACCAUCAUCCAAACCCUCGGCACUCCCCAAGAACCUAGCUGGCACCUGCUUCACCUCGCAGUCAUCGCUCGAGAAGGCCACCAACAAUUGCUCCGGUCACGGCAAAGCCGUCAAGACCAGCAAAGGCGGCAAGCCGUGCUACCGUUGCCAGUGCAAGGCUACCGAGGAGCGCCGAGGAAAGAAGACCUACUGGGCGGGUGCAGCGUGCGAGAAGAAGGACGUCAGCACCGAGUUUGUGCUGCUCGGAUCGAGCGUGCUGUUGCUCGUGCUGAUCACGGUGGGAAGCGUGUACUUUUUGGUUGCCCAGGGAUCGGAGGACCUGCCCGCCAACAGCGCUCUGUACGCUGAGGUGCUGCAGUGCUGGCCAUGUGAGCUCGUCUCGUGUGCCAUCUGGCAGAACAGUACGGCAUUGCAAGUACGAAUUCACAAAGUUUCAAGGUCAGCGGAAAGCGAAAAGCCACCCUUGACGAGCGAUCGAGCACAUCCCUUGCGAGGCGUGGAGUCAAGCUCUGGAAUCGUCACGAUGGCACAUGCACAUCGGCCGUCACCAUUACGGUUAUCAGACACGGCGUGGGCGACCAACGUCAUCCUCGAUCAGCCGCACUCGGCAGACGCCAGAACUGGCGGAUCCUCCUCCUCGUCGAGUCUCGAUCUUGUGCCCGCACCUCGUGCUAGCGAUCUCCAAAUCGUACUCCGAACACGAGAUCAUGCGGCCUACUACGAUGCAGUCUCGAACGAGCUGUCACUUCAAAAGCAUCCUAUGCGAUCACGGUCACCAGACGAAAGCCGUGCUUCUUCCCACGACGACGCGCCACUCGUGCCGCAUCGUGGGUCUCGAAAUGUCCUGCAGCAGUUCCACCGAGCAGAGCCGCUGCGUAAUUCUACAGGCGAAUCAAUCUGUCCUACAUGCGCUCGGCCGUGGCCGAUCCACGAGGAGAAUCUCGAUGCGCACUUUGACACCGACUACCCUUCGACUCAAGCAGAUCACGAAUCGCCCGCCUUCAUCGCUCCGAACUACUUUCGACUCCUAGCGCAGGCUUCCACCAACACGACCAACACCAGCACCACUGCAUUACCCGACUCUUCCUUCUCCCCCGCCUCUCGUCCGCCUACCCCUCGCAACCGCUUCUCCUCCGUAUCCGGUACCUCGACCCCUCAACCCCCCUCCUCCGGAACCUCCAGCCCCCCACCGGAGCCUCUCUCGCAAACCUCCUCCGCCCAAGGCUACUACUCGCGCUUCUUCAUCGAACUCCACCAACUCGGUCGCGGUGCCCGCGGAACGGUCUACCUCUGCCAACACGUUCUAAACGGCAACAAGCUUGGCAAGUACGCCGUGAAAAAAAUCCCCGUGGGCGACCACGCACAGAGCCUGCUGCAGAGCUUGAACGAGGUGCAUCUCAUGGAAAGUCUGCACCAUGAGAAUCUGGUGGGAUAUCAGCAUGCGUGGAUCGAGAACUGGAAGGAGCCGCGGAGGUGGGGGCCGGAGGUGCCGACGUUGUUCGUGUUGAUGAUGGCGGCGAAUGGAGGGAGUUUGGCUGAUUGGAUCAGCCGGAGGGCGGGGGAGGGGGGAGAUGGGGGAGGAGGGAAGAUGGGAGAAGGAGAGGACGGGGAGGACGAGGGGAAGGGGGUGAAGAGUAGCGCGGGUGGUGGCUCGGAAAGGAAGAAGAUCGAGACGUUGAAAGCGGCACUUCGACAACGCAGAGCCGCUCGAUCUGCCUCCACCACUUCUCCCAAUCCAUCUCCUGCUCCUCCCACCACCACUACCCCCUUAACCAACGGUGCGGCAAUCCACCUCCUCCGAACAGAAGAGAUCUACUCUCUCCUGCACGACAUCGUCUCCGGUCUCUCCUUCCUCCACUCCCGCGGCAUUCUCCACCUCGACAUCAAACCGGGCAACAUCCUCUUGCAUUGGGACGAGGACUCGCUCAUCCCUCGAGCGCUGCUUUCGGAUUUCGGAUCCUCCCUCUUUCUACACGACAACUGGACGCGUGUGCGAUCGGGUCACACGGGUACGAUGGAGUACAUAUCCCCCGAGGCGGUGCUGGUCAACCCGUUGACGGGCAAGUUGGACGAACUGAGCAGCAAGAGCGACGUGUGGAGUGUAGGGAUGAUUCUGCAUCUGCUGGUGUUUUUCCGCUUGCCGUGGGAGGGAGAUCUGGAUGACUUAGGUAGGUUGAGGGGGGAGAUUGGAAGGUCGAUCCGUCGCGAGGCAGGUCGCACAACGUUUACCGCGCGAAUCGCUCGCCGUGACGUUCGCCCUCUUGAAAAUCCUCUCCCCUCACCUGCUGGCGUACGCAUUGCCAACAACCUCAUCGACACAAGCUACGCUCCUGCAAACGGACACGAUCAACCUUCUAAUUCUGGUGCUGGCAUUGGUGGAUCUAGCAACGGCGAGCGCGAGGGAUGA